AUGGGCAUAAUUGGUCUUCCUCAUGGUCCGGAAACGGGUGAUGAUCAUGUCUCGAUAUAUGAUCUGGGAGCUGAUGAAGCUGUUUUUAACGAAAUUCUUUACCCAGAUGAUAUUUUCACAGCAGAGCAUGUGUAUUGGGCGGAUCUCAAAUUCACAGACAAAAUCUCCUUCAUUACUAGAACUGAAGGAGCCGAUGCAAAGGAAGAGUUAAGAACGAUCUGGUCGAUGAUGAAAAAGGAUCCACUGAGUCCAGUCAGUUGGUACUUCAGCAAUGCUGUUCUCCCUGGUGCGGGCCUGGGUCUUGAAGGAUAUGUUCUUUUCUCUAUCGGAAACUUGGCCCCCCUUUUCUCGGCUGUCUGGCCACAAUGUUGGAAGACUUUUAAAGUUUGUAAUGAGCAGUGGACCUAUGCCGUCACUUAUCUGGAAAUUAUUGGUAUCAUUGUUGGUCAAAUCCUCGUCGGAUACUUGGGCGAUAAGAUCGGUCGUCGUUGGGGUUUGAUCCAAGAUGCCGUCAUUAUGUUCCUUGGUCUCAUCAUGCUCAUCGCUUCCUGGGGCACAACUCUCAACGGUUGGGUUAUUUGCUACGCCUGGUCAUUGUUCUUCUACGGUAUCGGUGUAGGUGGCGAAUAUCCAAUGACAGCCACUGCUGCUAUGGAAAGUGCCACCGCACCAAAUCGCCACACAACUAAAAUGGACCGCCUGCAUCGUGGACGCAAGGUCACCAUGGCCUUCUUGAUGCAAGGUUGGGGUCAAUUCUUCAACCAAGCCAUUCUCAUCCUUUUACUUCUCAUUUUCCAUCACGGAAGUGGAAAUCCACCUUAUUCCACAGUCUCAGCACAAUGGCUUUUCCGGGUCUCAUUCGCCAUUCCCGCCGUCGGCACUCUGUGGCUUGUCUAUUACCGAAUGUAUAAGAUGCCCCUCAUCUCCAAAACACUGGACCUCGCCAAAAAGAAGACGAAUGUUACUGGAUACGACAGAGAAUCUCUUAGCUUAACAGUUAAACAUUUCUCAGGACGCUUGGUCGCUACAGCCGGAGCCUGGUUUUGCAACGAUGUCUUCUUUUACGGCAACAAACUAUUCCAAUCUCAAUUCAUCAAAGUCAUCUCGCCAGGCUCAACAUCAAUCAUGGAAGGGUGGUUGUGGAACUUGUGUAACGUCGGAGUAUCUCUUGCCGGCUAUUAUUGCGCGUCGUUCCUCAUCGACAACAAACUCUAUGGACGAAAGUGGAUGCAGCAAGUUGGAUUCGCUUUAGAUUUCAUUCUUUUUGUUAUUCCAGCUUUCCACUACGCCAAAUAUACUAGCAUUGCUGGUAUCAAAUCCUUCCAGGCCAUGUACUUCUUGUCGUCCUUCUUCAACCAAUUCGGUCCAAACAGUGUUACCUUCCUCGUUGCUGCGGAAGUUUUCCCAACACCUAUCCGCGCCUCUGCACAUGGAUUCUCGGCAGCUGUUGGCAAAUUAGGUGCUUUGUUCGCAUCAGUUCUUUACAACUUUAUUACAACUCAGCAAAAGUUCUACAUCGUUCCAUGGUUCGGUCUCGCCGGCAUGCUCUUAACACUUGUCUUCCUUCCAGACACCACUGGUCUCGAUCUCAAAGAGCAGGAAAGAAGGUGGAAAUAUAUCAGAUCCGGUAGAGCAUCCGAAUAUCAUGGUAUUGCUAUCCACCCAGCACACUUGUCGAUGUGGGAGAGAUGGAUGAAGGCUGGCAAAAGCUAUGACCCCAAGUUGGAUGCCGGAGACAAGAUUCUCGAAAUGCGCCAAGAAUGGGAACUCAAGCAAACUGAGAAAGGCAAGAAUGAGGAAGAUAUUGCAACCUACGAUGAUGAUUGGAGUCAGGAAAUUCACCAAUACUUCCGUUCCGACAACAGUCCUAGACGAACUCGCGCGCCAACUCGCGUUGAGAAUACAUCUGAAACUACGAGCGAUGAAAUUACGAGGGAGAAGUAG
This is a messenger RNA of Sclerotinia sclerotiorum 1980 UF-70, 1944 nucleotides long. RefSeq lists its product as hypothetical. Bases 1 to 1944 code for a protein of 647 amino acids. Lineage: Eukaryota; Fungi; Ascomycota; Leotiomycetes; Helotiales; Sclerotiniaceae. Gene Ontology annotation, cellular component: membrane. The record is from RefSeq and is a predicted model, not a curated record. The transcript is spliced from 2 exons. Gene Ontology annotation, biological process: transmembrane transport. Gene Ontology annotation, molecular function: transmembrane transporter activity.